Messenger RNA from Mesorhabditis spiculigera, 528 nucleotides. The record is from the annotation of a GenBank genome assembly. Lineage: Eukaryota; Metazoa; Nematoda; Chromadorea; Rhabditida; Rhabditidae.
AUGGAAUUUGCCCUGGCACAGAAGUUCCACGAUUCCAAAGAACUACGGAAUAUCAUUUUGAUCAUGAAGAAUGAGGAUGUCGUGCGACUAAGCCGCAGUAGACUGCAGGCACUGGCGUGUAAUGGCACGGCAAUGAAUAAUCAUUUUUCGCAACUCCUUGAUUGUACCGAUCCGAUCGAAAAUGAAAUCGUUGCCGAAUGCACCCCAAGCCACUCGCCAUCGCAGAAUUUGACGGAGCUUCGCGAGGAUCCCGAGCUGUUUUGCGAAUGGAUGAUAAAAUUCACGACUUGUUCCUACGAAAAGUUGGGCAAUCGCUGCGACAGUGAACGCGGUGUUUUCGAUCUCGCAAGACUGCAUGUACUAUACAACACCAGGCUUGUUGCCGCGCUCGAGAUGCUUGCUGAUCUGGUGAGGAACCCAAACCCGUGGGCGGACUGCAUCACCCUAUGGCAAGAAAAGAUGUACGCGCUGGUCUUUGCCAACUUUCCCAAAGACCAAAUUGGGCUUUACGGCCCGGCGCCAGGCUUG